This is a messenger RNA of Penicillium cosmopolitanum, 5103 nucleotides long. RefSeq lists its product as uncharacterized. The record is from RefSeq and is a predicted model, not a curated record. Bases 1 to 5103 code for a protein of 1700 amino acids. Gene Ontology annotation, molecular function: nucleic acid binding. NCBI's taxonomy places the organism in Eukaryota, Fungi, Ascomycota, Eurotiomycetes, Eurotiales, Aspergillaceae. The transcript has a single exon. Gene Ontology annotation, biological process: DNA integration.
AUGCUGCCAAUCCCGGACAACCUCCCGUAUCCCAUCGAGGAGAAGACAUGGGGGAAAUCCGUCGAUACACUGGAUGAAAAGAACCAAACGGAAGGAAUACUAAACGGCCAUAUAACUUGUGUACUACGGGCAUGGAACAUGAUGCGCAUUACCGACCGUGCCCUAUGGAACGAUUUUCGCGAAGAAUUCGAUGGAUGGACUCUGGACACAUUGAAGGUGGCAAGCAAAACCGCAUUAAAGAUGCUUCGACUUCAUUUGACAACCAAUGGAGUAUGGAUCAAGAUAGCUAUAGGGGUAUCAUACGCGAAGGGAUUGUAUGACUGUCUCCAGGAGGACACUCAACACGAAUGGACUAAAGAAGACAUCGAGGCCCAUCUGAAAGAGCACCCAGAUAACUUCAACUCCAGAUGGAACCCUGCACGCGGCCAAUCAUCGACUAUCCACCUAAAUGCCCCAGCAGCACGAGCUAUUUCGGUAAACCCACCAGAUCUCCAAACCCCACAACCUAGUAUUGCGAAACCACACGUCGAGCGAACCGACCAUGGAUGGGAAGAAGCCAGAUCCACAACGCUCGACACAGCCUAUACGGGCAGCCACAUACAGCAACAACCUAGUUACGACAGAGCCCAACAAAAUACCCAAGAUAUGCCGCUACCGAGAAUGGUCGAAGCAAUCACGAGGCAAUAUAGUAAUACGGACGACAAGUACGGUGGAGGACUGUAUGACGACCUCAACACGAAAUUGGUCAGGUUCUACGACAUCUGUGAAAAGAUCGGCCUACGGGAACAUCAAUUCCAUAUUGCGUUCUCGCUUAUGCUCAAAGGGAAAGCAGAGAAGUUUUAUUUCACAAGGAUCAAGGGGAAGGCAAAAGAUUUUCCGACAAUGGUAGAGAUGAUGAGGGCCCACUUUGACACAGAAGAAAACCGUCAAAGAUCUAUCACUGAAUGGAGAGAGGCCACCUUUCCGAGAAUAAUUGCACAGAAUCCGGAGAAGUCGCGCUCGGAAUGCCUCGAGAUACUGUUCGAAACACUCGAGAAGAUCCAGCCAGGAUUGCCCCCAGAACACCGGUCGGAGACGACCCUACGGGAACAAACUAUAAAUGCCUGCAGAGGUGUCGAGGAAUGCAAAUUCUCUAUAUAUAGGCCGGCGAGCACCUUGGAAGGAGUACAAGCUGAACUGCGAUCAGCAGUUGCCAAUGCGACUCUUUCAUCACAGUCGGGGCAAUUUCAAGCUCAUGAGGAGUACGACGUGCAUGAUCAACAUUGGACUGACCGCACAUACGGAGGGAGAGGUCGCGGGUACAGCCGUGGAGGUUACAACCAGCGCAGAGGAAGCUAUGGAUACGGGAGCAACCGUGAACUCACUCCCUUUCGUGGAUCAGGACCGCGAGGAGGCUACCGCGGAAGUCCACGGGGCAAUCAAGGAUCCCGCCAAGGGAGAUGCUAUGUCUGUGGACGACCAGGAUGCUGGUCGAAGUAUCAUACCGGAGAAGAACGAAAACGAUCCCUCGACAAUUUCCGCCAGCAACACUACUUCACGACGGGCCAGACAGCCACCCCACAGGACUUCCAAAUGUUCAUCAGCGACUUUGAAGGCACGGAGAAGAUCGAAGGGCUAGACGACAGCGAUAGUCAUGACCCUACCCAGAUGCUUGCAACUAUAACUAUUGAGGAUGAUGAGCACGAGGGGUUCGUGACUGAACUCGGAGAAGUCGAUGGAACAAGAAUGAUAUCCAUCCUGAACGAUCAGGCAGUAUACCACUUCUUCACCAAGGACGACAUUUUUCAGCAGCGACAAGCCGACGGGCAGGCUAUGGAAGUGUUCACACUCGAUAACCGAUAUUCAUCCGACACGUUCCAAGGCAUCAUGCCAGACACUGGAGCCUCUGGGGUUUCGUCCGCUGGAGAACCUCAAUUCAGGGCAUUAUGCAAGCUUGACCCCAAAGUCAAGCUCAAUACAUUUCGGGCUGCGGAACAGAAGAUCAAAUUCGGAGACGGGGAUCCAAAACCCUCUUUAGGGACUGCUGAUGUCGAUACCCCGAUUGGCACCAUUACGUUUCAUAUCCUACCCACGAACACACCAUUCCUCUUCUGCCUCAAGGACAUGGAUGCUAUGGGGGUGGAGCUCCGAAACAAGAAAAACGUGCUCGAGAGAGGAGACAAGAGAGUACCCAUCGUACGUAAAUGGGGACACCCAUGGAUGUUGCUGCACAAUCUAGAGGAGAUAGCAGCAUGGAGCCACCUUACCGAAACGGAACUACGACAACUCCACCGACGUUUCGGACACCCAUCAGUGCGGAGAUUAACUCGAAUCCUUCAACGCGCUGGGCACGACGUAAAUUCACAGUGCGUGGACUAUCUCACGAAAUUCUGCCACCAUUGCCAGAUGAAAGGUAAAUCCCCAGGACGAUUCAAGUUUACCCUGAAAGAUGACUAUGAAUUCAACUACUCAGUUAUCGUCGACGUCUUAUACCUCGAAGGAAAACCCGUUUUACAAGUCAUCGAUGCAGCCACAUCGUUUGGCGCUGCGAGAUUUCUGAGAGAUAUGUCUGCACGCAAUUCUUGGGACACACUUCGUGCAUGCUGGAUCGAUACCUACCAGGGACCACCGGACUAUGUUGUACACGACGCGGGGACGAACUUCAUAUCUACAGAGUUCAAGCAGCUUGCAUCUUCAAUGUCGAUCAAGGUCAAGGAGGUCCCCGUGGAAGCCCACAACAGCGUGGGGAAAGUGGAACGAUACCAUGCACCACUGCGCCGCGCCUACGAAAUUCUCAGGGAAGAGCUCAAGGACGAGAAUAUUGACAGGGAAAUGAUUCUGCAGAUGGCUGUGAAAGCUGUCAACGACUCAGCCGGACCGGAUGGAAUUAUUCCAACAUUGCUUGUCUUUGGGGCAUACCCGAGAAUGACCGAAAUGGAUCCACCAUCACCCUCGGUAGUCAAGAGAGCUGAGGCUAUCCGUGCUGCAACCAAAGAGGUCCGUCGCCUACAUGCGGAACGCCAGGUGAAUGAUGCUCUUGCCAUCCGCAACGGGCCCAAUAUCAUCACUACGUUGAACCUACCAUUACAAUCAGAUGUUCGAGUCUGGCGCGAGAAAGGUGGAUGGAAGGGCCCAUACAAGCUCUUAGCGGUGAAUGGAGAGACUUGCACCGUUGAUAUGCCACACGGUCCUACGAAUUUCCGGUCAACCAUUGUCAAGCCCUACUACAGGGAAGAGUGCCCAGAGGCGGAAAGAGGACAACGACAUGUGAGGGAAGACGGUGACCAAGAGGAUAAAACCGUUGAUGCGAAAAACACGGAAGAGCCCGACAAACCGACUGAGACCCAACGGCGAGGCCGAGGACGACCGCCAGGAUCGAAGAACAAGCCGAAGCCGCAGGUAACCGUGCGGCGGAGCACUCGACAGAAUGCUGCUAAUCCUCAAGAUCUCGAGGAUCAGUUCAUCAAUACUAUCCUGGAAGAACAGGAUGUCUCAAUGGCGCUCAUGACAAACAAGGAACGAGCCGACAUGGAACUGUCUAUCAAGUUGAGGAGCGAAGGGGUCAUCACGACCCCAGGAUUACCAUUCGAUCAAUCUCGGAACGAGGAGAUUGAUGGACUGAUAGCGAGAGGCGUGUUCGACUUCGUACAAUACAACCCAAUCAAGCACGCUGGCAUACGCAUCUUCAAUUCGCGCCUAGUCAACGAGAUCAAGGGCAAGGCUACGGGUGCGCCCUUCGAGAAGUCACGACUUGUUAUCCAGGCCUACAAUGAUGAAGGAAAGGGGAUGAUUCUCACGCAAUCCCCAACCAUCCAGCGAGCCAGCCAACGAGUUAUCGUUGCACUGGCCCCGUCACUGAGAGAGAAGGGCAUCAGUCUGUCGAUCCGGGACAUUACACAGGCAUAUGUCCAGUCAACGACCUCAUUGAACCGACUGAUUCUGGCACAUCUCCCUAAGGAGACCAAGAGCGAGUUCCCGACAGGCACAAUCAUGGUAGUGCGGAAGCCGUUAUACGGAAUCCCUGAAGCCGGAACCCAUUGGUGGGCAACGUACCACAAGCACCACCGGGAAAGGCUCGGGAUGGUCACAUCUACUUACGACCCAUGCUUGUUGAUCUCAACAGCGAAAGGAGCUUUCGGUGUUGUCGGAAUGCAAACCGAUGACACUCUGAUUUUAGGGUCCGACGAGUUUGCCAAGCUUGAAGAAAAGGAAUUAGUGGAGGCAAAGUUCAGCGCUAAGCCCAAGGAUACACUAUCUCCAGAGGGCCCGCUGAUAUUCAAUGGCUGCGUCCUGACACAAAAUGAUGGAGACGUUGCCGUUGAGUUACGCCAGAAGGAGCAGGGUAAGAGACUCAAGCCCAUCGACCACAAAUCUACGGAUUUCAAGCACGUAUACAUGGAACAACGUGCUCGCGGGGCGUACAUUGCAACGAUCUGCCAGCCGGAAGCUGCAUUCGACCUAUCCGUUGCCGCCCAACACCAGGAUCCUACGGAAGCCGACGUCAACGCGUUGAACAAACGCAUCAUGUGGCAAAUGAAGAACCUGGACAGGGGCAUCAAAUACAUCGCGAUAGACCUAUCAACUGCGAAGCUCUUCGUAUUCGUCGAUGGAUCAUUCGCAAACAACAAAGAUUUCAGCUCCCAGAUCGGAUAUGAGAUCAUCCUCGCAAACGAGUCCACAAAGAAUGAGGAAUUUGAGAUCACCGGAAACUUAAUCCAUUGGAGCUCAACCAAGAGCAAACGCGUCACCAGGAGCGUCCUGGCAUCGGAGAUCUAUGGGAUGGUGGGAGGUGUCGACAUGGCAAUUGCAAUCGGCACAACAAUCAAGAUGAUCAUGGACCAACUUGGUUUUGAGAAGAUCCCUACCAUUGUAUGCACGGAUUCAUACUCUCUCUACGAAUGCCUCGUCAAACUCGGAACCACCAAGGAGAAGCGCCUCAUGAUCGACAUCAUGGCACUUCGCCAGUCAUACGAGCGAAGAGAGAUAAUGGAAAUAAGGUGGAUCAACGGGAGCGACAACCCAGCGGAUGCAAUGACCAAAGCAGACCCCAACAAGGCCUUGGAGAAGUUCAUCAGCACAAACACCUUACGAGUGCGAGUUGAGGGAUGGGUGGAGAGACAAUAG